AUGGAUCCAUUUAGUGAACCUUGUGGCUUUCAAAAUCUCCUAAACAGUCAACAACCAAACCCCUCCUUCUCCUACCUCUCUCGUGAACCAAGUAUUGAAGUCUCUGGAUGGCCUGAAGAUGCAAACGAAGAUGAAGUCAUCUUGUCUGACCGUAAAGAAAGGCGGAAAUGGUCACCAACUGAAGAUAAGGUGCUCAUUUCUGCUUGGUUAAACACGUCCAAAGAUCCUGUCGUGGAAAAUGAGCAGAAAGCAAUUGCGUUUUGGAAACGAAUUGCUGCUUAUUUUGGUUCAAGUCCACAGCUUGCCGGUUACCAAAAGAGAGACAAAACUUGCUGUAAAUCGAGGUGGGGGAAGAUUAAUGAGGGUGUGUGCAAGUUUGUUGGUUGCUAUGAUGCUGCAACCAAACAAAAAUCGAGUGGCCAGAGUGAGGAUGAUGUACUGAAGAUGGCUCAUGACAUUUUCUUCAAUGAUUAUAAGAGCAAAUUCACACUUGAGCAUGCAUGGUUGGAGUUGAGGCAUGAUCAAAAAUGGUGUGGAGGUCUGGCGAGUAAAGAGAAUGUGAGCUCUAAGAGAAGAAAGCUUGAUGAUCAAUCACCACAGUCAUCAACGUCAGUGCCAUGUAGCCUUGGAGGAGAUGAACCAACGGCUCGGCCUGCUGGUGUCAAAGCUGCGAAGGGCAAAAGUAAAGCGGCUGUGAGUAAGGGUAAGACUUCUGAAGCAGAAGGGAAGUUGUGUGUUGACUUUCAGAACAUGUGGGAGAUCAAGCAAAAGGAUUUUGUAUUGAGAGACAAGCUUAACAAGCAGAAAUUGCUCGACUCCCUAAUUACCAAGACAGAGCCAUUAACUGAACCAGAGAUUGCUUUGAAAAAUAAGCUCAUUAAUGAUAUGUUGGCUUCUUAG
Brassica oleracea var. oleracea is the source of this 900-nucleotide messenger RNA. RefSeq names its product glutathione S-transferase T3-like. The record is from RefSeq and is a predicted model, not a curated record. The transcript has a single exon. Bases 1 to 900 code for a protein of 299 amino acids. Lineage: Eukaryota; Viridiplantae; Streptophyta; Magnoliopsida; Brassicales; Brassicaceae.